AAAAAGGCGGGACUUAAAGCCCAUAGCAACGUUUGGUUGCUUGGGAGUGGUGGCGGCGGUUGAUUCAACAUGGCGGCAGCAACAAGAAGAGUUGAAAGUUCGGGGAUAUUUUGGAUGAAUGGAGCGUCCGAUGACGAACAGCCAUUAGCCUAUGUUCCUGGAGUGGACACUGAUCUAAUGCCAGGCAGCAUCAGUUUCUCCAGCAAAGGAGGAACUAAGACUCGAACCAGACGUUCUGCCUACAAAAAAGAGGCUACACUGAAGAAAUCCAGCAAGACACAUGUCCACUUACAAAACGGGUCCUCCAUUAAGGAAAAAGCUUGCCAGAACAUUGCUGCUGCUGCCAGAGAUCACACUUCCUCCCCAACCCUGGAAACGUUUCUCCCUCCAUCACAGGUAAUCUCUGAAGCCAGCAGAAUUCCGAGCCAGGUUUGUUUAAAGGACCUAUGUGCUGAAGAUAAGCGGCGAAUUGCAAAUCUCAUCGAAGAACUCGCCAGAGUUAGCGAGGAAAAAGAGGAGUCAAUGCAGCGUCUCAAAGAGGAACAGGAAAAGUUUGAGUGCAAGAUCCAACAACUGGAAGAGCGAAAUGUGUUAAUUGCACAGGAGAGGGAGAGCCUGCAGCAGCAGUACAAAGAGUGCCAGGAGCUUCUUGGGCUCUACCAACAGUACCUUUCUCAACAACAGGCUAAGCUCAACCAGUCUAUUGCCCAGGUGCUCAGUACUGAGGAGAUGCCCAGCAGAACGCCUAGCAGAAAAGUUGAUGGGUCACUUUUUGAUGGCUCAUAUCUCAGCCUUCAAGUGCAAAGGAGCGCUGAUGAAGGAAGAGCAGUACAGACCUGCAGCAACCCUGUCUCUGUUUCCUGUGCUACUGCAUUGUGUUCAACCCAUGGGCAAACCAAACCGCAUAGGAGUGAUAAAAGAGAGUGCACUGAGCCACACUCGCAGUCCUGCCAAAGAUGUGAGCAAUGCCAAGUCCAAAACAGUGUCUAUGGAACGCAUCAGUGCAGAGGCUGCAAUGGCCCUCAUCUACAAAAUGGACAGCAAGACCGCUUUAACAAACGCGACUGUGAAAGGCUUCAGAGUGUGAAUGCCAUGGGUUUAAUGAGCGAGGAAACCCUGACCAGACCUCUGCUGGGUCACGAGGACUGGGAGGAGAAGAGGCAUCAGCUGCUGUUGCAGAAGAUGCAGUUGGAGACGGAGAGAGAGCGGCUGCAGGCACGGCUGAUUGAGCAGGAAGAGAGGCUCAACAGACAGCAUCAGCAGCUACAUCAGACGCAUCUUGAUUACUCAAGGUUUGAAAAAGCUACUCAACCUGAACUUAGCAACUCAACCACUAGGACCGGAGAGCCACAGCCGGAGGGUCCCUCCCACCAAGAUUUACCCUCCAGUGUGGCCCAAGAUGCAGACUUACCUCCUACAGAUCAGCACCUGCAUGAAAAAUGCUCACAACCUGCGCCUACUCUUAGAGACAGUGGUAUCCACACAAUUGAGAUCCAUGAGCGAUCCAGAAGGGACAUGGCCACGUCUCCUGCAAAGUCACCCACAAGCCUCAGUAAGCCCACCUCCGUCUCUACAACCCAGAAAACACCAGAUGCCAGGAUGGACUUUUCUGUGGUUGAGUUAUUGGAUAUGUUAAGCCCCGUCCCUGCACCUGAGCAAAGCCAGCUGUCCACCCGGAGGACCACAUCGGCACAACGAAGGCCAGCCCUCACUGCUCCCAAAGCAGUGUGCAGAAGCCAGCGUACUCCUAAUGGACGUUACCCUCAGAGCUCCCAGCAGGACCUAGAGGAAAGCCAAAUACUGGAGGAUAUUUUCUUCAUUUACUGACAAAGAAGUAAACAAGGUGUUGGAAAAAUCAUUUACUUGAAAAUCACCUUGUUUGCCUUACAUUUUAUAAAUUGUUUUCUGCUAACGUUCUUAAAUCAGAAUGAUCAUGAUGUUGUAUAUUGUAAUGUAGUUAUGUAGUGAUUUUUAAUGUAAAUAAACCUAAAUGUCACAGUUGUA
Molecule: messenger RNA, 2004 nt
Organism: Betta splendens (Siamese fighting fish)
Lineage: Eukaryota; Metazoa; Chordata; Actinopteri; Anabantiformes; Osphronemidae
Product: KIAA1328 ortholog
Exons: 12
Coding region: 70-1827 (585 amino acids)
Source: RefSeq, a predicted model, not a curated record